Messenger RNA from Malania oleifera, 2472 nucleotides. RefSeq names its product glucan endo-1,3-beta-glucosidase 5. The coding region runs from base 903 to 2348 and encodes 481 amino acids. Gene Ontology annotation, biological process: carbohydrate metabolic process. The record is from RefSeq and is a predicted model, not a curated record. The transcript is spliced from 2 exons. NCBI's taxonomy places the organism in Eukaryota, Viridiplantae, Streptophyta, Magnoliopsida, Santalales, Ximeniaceae. Gene Ontology annotation, cellular component: plasma membrane. Gene Ontology annotation, molecular function: hydrolase activity, hydrolyzing O-glycosyl compounds.
UUAUUUAAUAUUUUCACAUUCACACGAUAAAUAUAAUGAUCCUAUUCAACUUUGCUUUCUUUUUCUUUUUUAGUCCCUCUUGGUGCUGUGAACUGUGAACUUAAUUAUUAUAAUAACAUACCCUUUCCUCUUUUCCUUUAGACACCAAAAUAACAUGAACAUGUUUGGAAAAUUUCCUCAGAAAACUAAACCAAGCUAUCUAAGAAGCGGAGGCCUAAUUCCCAGAUAGGAACUAGACAGCCCUAUGGCCUAAUUCAAUAUCUCCUUGGAUUCCUUCUUCAUACCCAGCUGUAAAUUUCUCGUCAAAAUUUACUGGGGGAAGUAAAUGUUCUUUGCAGGGGUGGCUUUUUGUCAGAGUGCCUUGAUGUGCUUUCUCAGAACUCCCCCAGAUUUAAGAACUCCUACAGUAUUUUCACAUCUUUGAUGAAUUUUCCAUUUCGGUUUCUGAAUCUUUUUCACUUUAUUUAAUAUUUGCCUUGCUUGUUAUGUAAUUUCUUUUUCAUGCUCUAACUAAGCUCUUCCUUUCCCUGUUUUCUUGCUUUCCUUUUUUGGUUCAUUCCUUUUUGUUCACUGUUCAGUACUCUUCUUUUUUCAGUUCGUGCUUCAAUUCAUACACUUCCUGCAUCCUGAGCGCAUAUAUGAUAAGUCUUUCUUAUUUAGGAAACUCAGUUCACCAGUAAACUCUCUGGGUCGGUUAGCUUUCUUACUCUCUCUGGAUUUGUUCUGUGAAGAACAAGAAUAAGCAAGACAGUUUCUUGCAUAAAUCCAGCUGCAGAUUCAAACCCAUGUAGUCAUUUGCUUCAAAUUUACACUAUAAUCUUGAAACCCAACUCAAUUUCUGUUCAGUAUUUGGGUCUGGAGAGGUGUAUUUUUAAAUUAAUUGAAAAUUUAAGUUGUGGAUUAUGGGUUUUUUCGGUGUGUUAUUGGGUGGGGUUAUCUCCCUUCUGUUGUGCACGGAGGUGGUAUCAGUGAGUGGGAUUGGAGCCAACUGGGGAACGCAGGCAUCCCACCCUUUGCCGCCGUCCACCGUCGUAAGGCUGCUCAAGGACAAUGGAAUUCGGAAAGUAAAGCUUUUUGAUGCUGAAUCUGACACUUUGAAAGCUCUCAGGAACUCUGGGAUUGAAGUCAUGGUAGGUAUUCCAAAUGAAAUGCUUUAUGCACUUGCAAAUGAUGUUUCUGCUGCCGAGAACUGGGUUGCCAAGAAUGUUUCUAAGCAUAUCUCCUCAAAUGGUGUUAACAUCAGAUAUGUUGCAGUUGGGAAUGAGCCGUUCUUGCCGACAUACAAUGGAACAUACCUUAGUACAACUCUUCCUGCUCUCAACAAUAUUCAGGCUGCCCUUAUAAAAGCUGGUUUGAGCAAUCAAGUGAAGGUCACUGUACCCCUCAAUGCUGAUGUGUAUGAGAGUUCAACAAACCUCCCUUCUGGCGGUGACUUCCGUUCAGACAUCCAUGAUCUCAUGUUGGAAAUGGUCAAAUUCUUGAAUGACAAUGGAGCUCCAUUUAUUGUCAACAUCUACCCAUUCAUAAGCCUCUAUAAGGACCCUAAUUUUCCUGUUGAUUAUGCUUUCUUCGACAGCAACUCUUCACCAAUCAAUGAUGGUGGGACAAUCUACAACAAUGUGUUCGAUGCAAAUCAUGAUACCCUGCUGUGGGCCUUACAGAAAAAUGGCUAUGCAAACAUGUCCAUCGUUGUUGGAGAAAUUGGGUGGCCUACUGAUGGAGACCAAAAUGCAAAUUUGGCAAAUGCCCAGCGAUUUAACCAAGGUUUCAUGAACCGCAUUAUGAAUGGACAAGGGACACCAUUGAGACCCAGCCCUAUCGAUGCAUACCUAUUCAGCCUUAUCGAUGAAGAUGCUAAAAGCAUUCAACCAGGUAAUUUUGAGCGUCACUGGGGAUUAUUUUACUUCGAUGGAAAACCAAAAUACCAGCUCAACCUCGGGACAAUCCAGUCUAGAAGUCUGGUUCCAGCAAAGGGUGUGGAAUAUUUGUCUAGACAAUGGUGCGUGCUGUCCGAUUCAGCAAACCUGGAUGACCCCCAAGUGGCAGACAGUGUGAGCUAUGCUUGUGGGCGUGCCGACUGCACAAGCCUUGGGUAUGGAACUUCAUGUGCAAAUUUGAAUGCUCGCGGGAACGCAUCAUAUGCAUUUAACAGCUACUAUCAGCAGAAUAAUCAGAGUUACUUGGCGUGUAAGUUCCCACAUGUUUCGGUUGUAACGGGAAAGGACCCCUCUGUUGGAACUUGCAAGUUCAGGAUCAUGAUUCAAUCUGGUGUGGAGAGAUUUGGGUCUCCAUCAAAGCCUCUUGGUUUGUUGGUUCUUGUGUUUUUGUACCUGUGUACGUUCUUGUGAAUUUUAAGGCUUUAUUAUUGUACUGGAUUCAUAUUUUUAGUAUUCACAUAAUUACAUUCUAUUGUGGGAGACACCAGAGGUACUGAGAAUGAAUGGAACCACCAUAUAUAUUUGCAAAAUUUAA